AUGCCCGGUGGAAAAAGAGGGCUGGUGGCACCGCAGAACACUUUUUUGGAGAAUAUUGUCCGGCGAUCAAGCGAGACAAGUUUCCUAGUUGGAAAUGCUCAGAUUGUGGACUGGCCAGUAGUUUACAGUAAUGACGGAUUUUGCAAACUGUCUGGAUAUCAUCGGGCUGAAGUGAUGCAGAAAAGCAGCACCUGCAGUUUCAUGUACGGCGAGCUAACAGACAGGAAGACCAUUGAGAAGGUCAGACGGACGUUUGAGAACUAUGAAUCCAAUUGCUUUGAGGUUCUUCUCUACAAAAAGAACAGAACGCCAGUCUGGUUCUACAUGCAAAUUGCACCUAUAAGAAACGAACACGACAAGGUGGUGUUAUUUUUAUGCACUUUCAAAGACAUUACAGUGUUCAAACAGCCCAUUGAGGAUGAAUCAACGAAAGGAUGGACCAAAUUUGCACGUCUAACACGAGCUCUGACGAACAGCCGAAGUGCGUUGCAGCAGUUGACUCCAAUGAACAAAUCCGAUGGGGUCCACAAGCACUCUCGACUAGCAGAGGUCCUGCAGUUGGGGUCGGACAUCCUCCCUCAAUACAAACAGGAAGCUCCAAAGACUCCUCCGCACAUUAUCCUGCACUACUGUGCGUUCAAAACCACCUGGGAUUGGAUCAUCCUGAUUUUAACCUUCUACACGGCCAUCAUGGUCCCCUACAAUGUGUCCUUCAAGACAAAGCAGAACAACAUUGCCUGGCUGGUGCUGGACAGCGUAGUGGAUGUGAUAUUCCUAGUGGACAUUGUGUUAAACUUCCACACCACUUUUGUGGGGCCUGGUGGGGAGGUAAUAUCUGAUCCUAAACUGAUACGAAUGAACUACUUGAAGACCUGGUUCGUGAUCGAUCUGCUCUCCUGCUUACCCUACGACAUCAUCAAUGCCUUCGAAAACGUGGAUGAGGGUAUUAGCAGCCUGUUCAGCUCCUUGAAGGUUGUCCGUCUGCUGAGACUUGGACGUGUCGCUAGGAAGUUGGACCAUUAUCUGGAGUAUGGUGCUGCGGUGCUGGUGCUUUUGGUCUGCGUUUUCGGCCUGGUGGCUCAUUGGCUUGCCUGCAUAUGGUACAGCAUUGGGGACUAUGAAGUCAUUGACGAGAUCACAAACACAAUAAAAACAGAGAGCUGGCUUUACCAGCUGGGACUGAGUACCAGGACACCUUAUCGUUUUAACGCCAGUGGCACAGGAGAAUGGGAAGGUGGACCUACGAAAAACUCGCUGUACAUAUCGUCCCUUUACUUUACCAUGACCAGCCUUACCACCAUAGGAUUUGGCAACAUUGCCCCUACCACUGAUGGGGAGAAGAUAUUCUCGGUGGCCAUGAUGAUGGUUGGCUCUCUUCUUUAUGCAACUAUUUUUGGAAACGUUACCACGAUCUUCCAGCAGAUGUACGCCAACACCAAUCGCUACCACGAAAUGCUAAACAACGUGCGGGAUUUCCUAAAGCUUUACCAAGUCCCCAAAGGCCUGAGUGAACGGGUUAUGGAUUACAUUGUGUCGACGUGGUCCAUGUCUAAAGGCAUUGACACGGAGAAGGUCCUCUCCAUCUGUCCCAAAGAUAUGAGAGCUGACAUCUGUGUCCAUCUGAACCGAAAGGUCUUUAAUGAGCACCCUGCUUUUCGACUAGCCAGCGACGGCUGUCUGAGAGCUUUGGCUGUGGAGUUCCAGACUAUUCACUGUGCUCCAGGCGACCUAAUCUAUCACGCUGGGGAAAGUGUGGAUGCUCUCUGCUUCGUAGUGUCAGGCUCAUUGGAGGUUAUUCAGGAUGAUGAAGUUAUCGCGAUUCUAGGGAAAGGCGACGUAUUUGGCGACGUCUUCUGGAAGGAAAGUACCUUGGCUCACUCCUGUGCCAAUGUGCGGGCUCUAACCUAUUGCGACUUGCAUAUAAUCCAUCGAGAAGCCUUACUCAAGGUUCUGGAGUUCUACACGCCAUUUGCCAACUCUUUCUCGCGAAACCUCAUAUUGACCUGCAACCUGAGGAAGAGAAUCAUUUUUCGGAAGAUCAGCGAGGUGAAGCAAGAGGAAGAGGAGCGUCUGCGGAGGAAGAAUGAAGUGACGCUCAGCAUCCCUGUGGACCACCCUGUCAGGAAGCUCUUCCAGAGGUUCAAGCAGCAGAAGGAGCUUCGGAAUCAGGGGAGCAGCGAGCCUGACAGGAACCACCUGAAGGUGGACAACCACUCGUUCCACAACGGGGGUCCCACCACAGGCAGCAGCGUGGUUACUGUGUCACAGAUCACACCCAUCCCUUCCUCCCUCUCCUUUGCCAAAAGCAACGAGCAAAAGGAGGAAGGGGAGCGAGAGCCGGUGGAGCUGAAGCCAAAUGGCCUGCGUGAUCAGAUGUGCCUGAAGGUCAACAGCCCGGCGAGGAUCAAAGCCGGGAGCGUCAGAGGGUGGAUACGACUGAAAAACCCUCUGAGGGAGGGCGGGGAGGAGGAGGAGGGGGAGAAGAAAGGCGUCUGGAACAAUGUCACCAAAGCCGAAUCCAUGGAGAUUCUUUCGGAGGACUCGAAAGGGGGCAACUCCGAGAAUGUGGAGGUAAAAAACUGUUUGAGGAAAACAGACUCGUGUGACAGUGGUAUCACCAAAAGCGAUCUGAGGCUGGACAAUGCCGGGGAAAUCCGCAGUCCCUUGGAACACAGCCCCAUCCAGGUGGAUAUCAGACACCCCUUCUACCCAAUCCCAGAGCAGGCCUUGCAGACCACCUUGCAGGAAGUCAAAGUGGAACUCAAAGACGAUAUUCAGUUGCUUUGCGACAGAAUGACAGCCCUCGAGAGACAAGUGGGUGAGAUCUUGCAAAUACUGUCGCAAAAGAACCCGUCGAAGACGCUCCCUCAGCAGCCUCAGGAAAUAUUUCACGUUCCCAGGCCUGGCACGCCUUCGCCGGAGAAAAAGGAUGAUCAGUGUUAG
Callorhinchus milii (elephant shark) is the source of this 2943-nucleotide messenger RNA. It is a transcript of the gene kcnh5b, whose product is annotated as potassium voltage-gated channel, subfamily H (eag-related), member 5b. Gene Ontology annotation, molecular function: voltage-gated potassium channel activity. Gene Ontology annotation, biological process: potassium ion transmembrane transport; regulation of membrane potential. Gene Ontology annotation, cellular component: membrane. The record is from RefSeq and is a predicted model, not a curated record. NCBI's taxonomy places the organism in Eukaryota, Metazoa, Chordata, Chondrichthyes, Chimaeriformes, Callorhinchidae. The transcript has 12 exons. The coding region runs from base 1 to 2943 and encodes 980 amino acids.